CGAUCGCAGGCAAGGGCGGGUGGGCGCCAUGGGCGAGAUGCUGUGGUGGGACCAGCUGCGGGCCGGCAGCUCCGAGGUGGACUGGUGCGAGGACAACUACACCAUCGUGCCCGCCAUCGCCGAGUUCUACAACACGAUCUGCCAAACAAUAGCAAUUGUUCAGUGACCUGACUUCAGCAAAACUUAACAGCCCAUCUGGUGCUUUUUCCAUGCUGGAUUUGACAACCACUGAGAAGACAAUUCACUUGCUACAGCUCCCUGUUCCUAAUCUGUUUGCUGUUGAAGGCUUCCUGAAUUGCAGCAAUUGGAGUAUUUGUAGUCUGUUAAUAAAAUUCCUCUGGAAAUAGACUUGAAAAGUGAUAUAAAGAUAAGCAACGUCUUGUUUUUUGUUUUACCACCCAUAUGCAUGUGCUUAUUCCGUCAAUAUGCAACCUGCUUCAACAGCGGAAUAUAUUUAAUAUGGACUCUGCUAGUUGUGGUUGGAAUUGGAUCUGUUUACUUUCAUGCCACCCUCAGUUUCCUGGGCCAGAUGCUGGAUGAGCUGGCUAUUCUAUGGGUUCUUAUGUGUGCUCUUGCCAUGUGGUUCCCUAGGAGAUACCUACCAAGAGUUUUUCGGAAUGACAGGAGCCGGUUUAAAGCUGCCGUUGGUGUCCUGUCUGGGUUUACUACCUGCCUUGCCUUCAUUAAACCUGCCAUCAACAACAUCUCGCUAAUGACUCUGGGUGUUCCUUGCACAGCCUUACUCAUUGCUGAAUUGAAGAGGUGUGAAAACCUGCGUGUGUACAAACUCGGUCUGUUUUCAGGUCUUUGGUGGAUGCUAGCACUUUUCUGCUGGAUCAGUGACAAAGCUUUUUGUGAGAUCUGGUCAUCAUUUAACUUCCCCUAUUUGCACUGUGUUUGGCACAUUUUGAUUUGCCUUGCGGCUUACCUAGGCUGUGUCUGUUUCGCUUACUUCGAUGCUGCCUCCGAGAUCCCUGAGCAGGGCCCUGUCAUAAAGUUCUGGCCAAGUGAGAGAUGGGCAUUCAUUGGCGUUCCCUACGUCACCCUCCUCUGCGCACACAAGAAAUCACCGGUGAAGAUCACAUGAAGUUAGCCAUGGAGUGGGAUGGAUUUUCAACUUUCAUUCUAGCACAGACAGUAUCUAAAAUAACGAUAAACGAAUUGGGUAGUAUUUUAUCUUCUUAAGAUAAGCAGCCUUCCCGGUGUCAUAGGAACAGGUGGCAGCUGUGUUUGUUCUUUUUCUUUCCAGAGAAAAGAGAGGAGACAGGAACGUGAAAGCUCUUGAACUAUUUUCUCUGGUUGGCUGUAUUUUGCACUUUUAAAAAAAAAUGUAGCAUUUCACUUGAUAAAGUUAUUUCCAAGUAUCAGUGACAAGAAAUGGUUCUCCUGCAGUAAAUCACUUUUGAUGCUUGGUUCACCUUUGUUGACCUCUGUCUUGAGGCAUUCUUUAUAAAUGAAACUUGUCAGAGAGACCUACUUCCCGUUUUUGUGUCCUUCUUAGCUCUGAUGUAGAUAUAAUUGCACAUUGGCCACAAGGGCAUGCUCAUGUUCUCCCAUCCUGGAGUGUAACACAGGGAGGCUGGAUGUGCAUCAAAAGAGCAUUUGAUUGUUUCCCCAGGUGCAGCAGGAGACCAGUGCAAAGUGAUUAUCCCUGGAUAUCUGGAUCAAGGCAAUUAGAAAGUGUAGAUGUGGAAAUAGUUGACAGAAGAUCCAGUCCCUAAAACUAAAUAGGAAUUCAGGGGUUUUGAAUGUUUCUGUAUUUCCACUGGUUCAUGGACAUUUAUAUGCUGUGCAUUUUCGUCUUACAGAAAUGUUGUGGAAAUCCUUCUCUACCUCUGCCAGACAUGUUUGGUAUUGAAUUUGUUAUUGAAGCUUACACAGAAGUGUGAGAUUGAACUUCUGUCAGAGCACAGAUCAGCAUAGACUGACAUUGUGGUUAAAUUGCUAAGACUCCUAGGGUAUCUAGCUGUAUAUCUAAUUUGACAGUUAACUUCUCAGCAAAGCUUUGCAAAGUGAUGUGAACAAUAGUCCAGUGCUUUGCUGAUGAUAUUUAGGAAAAAACAGGUGGUGUAGGUAACUGCUUAAAAACAAAGAUAAAAGAUGUAUUUCAGUAAUCAAUGAAAUGUGACAUUCAGUCUUGCAGUCUUAGAAAGGAAUAGUAGAUUCAAGUUUUCUGUUAGUUUUCAGCUUGUUUUGUAAGGGAUGCAGCUAGUUUAAAGUUUUACAUUAGGAUUGAAUUUCAGGAGUGGCUAUGGUUCUUGCAAGCUAUUAAUGCUAGGUCUGAUAACAAAACAGUGCAAAGUACAGGUAAGUUUUUUUAAAUAUUAGUUACGACUGCUGCAGUCUUGGAGAAAAUGGGGUCUACUUACAAUCUACCAAAUACCAGAACUAUGGGUAGGUUAAGGAUUUAGAUCUGUGUUUUUAGUAAAGUGAUAUUUCCUUUUUGAAUACUAGACCAAGAAGUAACAUCUCCUCUGUGCUUUGCUACUGAGUCUCAUGUACUUAUUUUUUAUGAAUAUGAGUAUGUACUCUGUACAGCAUCAUCUUUAGGAGAAUGGCUUUUAACAGGAACUUUGAGGUGGAUUAGCUUUCAAGCACUGUAAAACCUUUCAAGUAACCUUAUAUUCAAAUUUAUGCUGAGAAAAUGGAAGCUGAGGUGUGUGCUAUUACCCUUAAAGCAAAGUUGUUAGUAGGGGAUAUAACUUCUUGAGAACUUUGAGGUGGGUAAGUAGCCUACUGUCAGAUUGAUUAAUGGAUCACAAAAGCAGCCAAUUUGUUUACUUCAUUGCAGCAAUGAAUAUUUAUGCCACUUGCUAGUUUGUUGGACAGAAAUGUGGUUUUGGGCACAUAUUUUUGUAUGAAACUUGUUUGUAACUAUAUACACGGUAAUCUUCGGUACUCGUUGAAACCCAGCUGCUUUUUCCAUUUUUCUUCUUCUCUCCUUGAAUAUGAAAUGGUCAGUUUUAACCAAUUUUUAGGUAUUAAUCUUGUGAUUAGAUCCUUAUACUGAUAGGCAUACUGGCUGGAACCCAGCUAAGGUUGCUGUUUUCAGAUAAAGCCCUACUUUGAGUAAGAUUUCUUCAAUAUUGCUUACUAAAUUAUUAUAAUAAAUAAGUUAUUUUCAGUAUUGCUUGGGGAAUUAGUAACUGCAAACAUAUGUACUGUUCAGAAUAACUCGAGUCUUACUACUUAAUAUUCUGUUGGAAAGAAAACUGUGACUUAGAGGGCUCUAACCAUCCUGCAGACAGCUGCCGUCUUCUGCCCUACAAAGUCUGACUGCUCACAAAGAAAUGAUUUCAUAAUUUAAAAAAUGGAUGUAGGGCAAUCAGCUAUUGCAGAAGUGGAUAAAUGCAGAUAUAGACCAGAAUAAUCUCUGAUUUAUUUAUCUAAUAACCUUUAAGCCACGUGUAUUUCGUAAGAGAUACUGUGAACAAAUAUUACUAUCCACUGUACGAAGCUACAUUGUAGAACUGAUUGGGAGUAUUCCAGUUAUAAGGGCACACCAUCCUUCUUAGAUGUAGUUAUUGCACUUCACCUUAAAUUAAUGUUAACCUAUAUUCCAACAAAAGCCACAUUUAUUUCAAAAAUGAAAAAAAAAUGCAGUUUUUCCAGAUUCACAGCUUCACAGGUUAUACUUUGAACUAAGGCUCCAGUUUAGAAUAACAUCGGUACAGAAAGAAAUAUGCAGUUGGCACACUAAGGGGUUUGUACACUGCCCUUAUCAAAAAGAUGAGUAGAAGUGUGCACAAGUAGGCCUGUUGUCCUGGAGUAUGAAGUGAUGGUUUUAAAAAUCCUGGAAUGCUUCCUUCCUUUGCUGGCAGGAAGUUACUGGGUUUCUAGACUUCAGUUUCAGUUAGCAUUCUAGUUUAACUAGUGGAACACGAUAGCGUGUUGAGCAUAAUGUGGAUUCUUUAUAGAUAGAUCUUGGUAUGUGAGGCGCAUCAUUCUCUGAUUUAAACUUCAAGAAUAUUUAAGAAAGGAUGUUUAGAUCUCAGUCUUGACAAGCACUUGCCCAAUUCACAGUCAUUACAAAUUCAGUUAAUAGUGUGUAAUGGAUUGUUUUGUUUUACAUCUCAGUUGAAGUCUGUAUACUGAGUAUUUGUGGAAAGCAUGUAAUACUUUGCAACAUUAAAUUGCCUUCAGAAUAAAUACUGUUUGCCUUUU
Molecule: messenger RNA, 4164 nt
Organism: Numida meleagris (helmeted guineafowl)
Lineage: Eukaryota; Metazoa; Chordata; Aves; Galliformes; Numididae
Gene: ACER2
Product: alkaline ceramidase 2
Exons: 7
Coding region: 407-1087 (226 amino acids)
Biological process (GO): ceramide metabolic process
Cellular component (GO): membrane
Molecular function (GO): hydrolase activity, acting on carbon-nitrogen (but not peptide) bonds, in linear amides
Source: RefSeq, a predicted model, not a curated record